CUGUCAUCCCUUUCUUCAGUUCAUGGAAAGUUAAAAUGAGCAGACAAAUUGGCGUUUUCACGCAGUCCCCUAAUGACGCAUUCAUAAAUGUACUUAUUAUGUGAUAUUUGGGAUUCUCUUUGGUCGGAGGUCUGCUGUGAUCAGAAGAGACUGCUUAACUCCAGCAGAAAUGGGACAGAGCUGCAGUGGAAUGUCUGGCCCUUGUCCUGGGUGCCAGGGAAGCUGUGGAGACAACUGUCACCGGGAUGAGCCGUGUGUGGACCGCUGCUGUAACCUGUGCUGUCAGUUCUGUCUAGACGGCUGCUGUCUCAUCUGCCCAGACGACUGCGGCUACACGUUGUGUUUUACGUGCACUAUGAUUGCCAACUCCUGUGCUGCCGUUCUGACCACUGAGCAGCCCAGAUCUACACAGAAACCAAGAGAGGAUUCUCAUUUGGAAGAAGGUCAGGUGAUUUAGAUCAUCUGAUGAAUGUACUGGAAACUAAUGGGCUGGAUGAAGACCUGAUUCCUACUUCAUGAUGACUUCGAGAGACUGAAAAACAUGAAGGCAGUUCAUUGAAAGUGCAUUUGUAGAUCAUUUGCUACCGCUGUAAUUGAGCCCAUGCUAUAUUAUGCAUACACUGUAUUGUAUACUACUGAAUUAUGAACUACAAAAGUGUCAUCUGUUAAAUGUAUCUAGAGGAUCUAUUCAAAAGUGAAACCCCUUGUGCAAUCAUGCAAAAUAAAUAAGGCUUUGCUUGACGUGGUAUGCACCAGAAUGACUGAGUCUCAGAGGACAGACAGGAAAAACUUGAUUUGCACACCCUGUGGAACACGCCGUCACAGAGGUACUGUAUUUAUAUUUAGAGGUCCACCCAGGCGUAUGUCAGAUCAGCCCUGUCAACAUCACAAGAAAGACAACUUGGGUGCAUUUGAAAGAACUGAAAUUGACUUUUUACGGUGACUUUUAAAAGGUAAAAAGAGGACAGGAGCUACAAAAGAG
This is a messenger RNA of Puntigrus tetrazona (Sumatra barb), 982 nucleotides long. RefSeq names its product small cysteine and glycine repeat-containing protein 1-like. Bases 170 to 457 code for a protein of 95 amino acids. The record is from RefSeq and is a predicted model, not a curated record. NCBI's taxonomy places the organism in Eukaryota, Metazoa, Chordata, Actinopteri, Cypriniformes, Cyprinidae. The transcript has 2 exons.